CUGUCCAGCGUUGAUGUGUCGCAGAUUUUAAAAAGUGAGGUAGGAGAGCGGCUGGAGUUUCUGAGCGAGGGGAGGCGCACAAGCUUAGCGGAAAAAAACUAGGACUCUCGGAGGGAGCUGUGGAAAAACACUUAGCGCUCUGUUUGUUUAUUCUUAUUCUUAUUAUUAUUCGUCCGUCCUCCUUCUCCCCCCGUAACUACUUUAUUUCCGCACGUCGGGAAGUAAACAAGCAGGGAUCCAGUUGCGUCCUGUUUGGACCGUCGCGAUGGAACUGUCAUCUAUUGGAGAGCAAGUGUUCGCUGUUGAGUCAAUUACAAAGAAGAGAAUCAGAAAGGGUAAUGUGGAGUAUCUACUGAAAUGGCAGGGAUGGCCCCCAGAGUACAGCACUUGGGAGCCGGAGGACAACAUUCUGGACCCGCUCUUGGUCCUGGCUUACGAAGAGAAUCAGGAGAAGCUCAGAUCUCUGAGCUUUCGAAAGAAAGGCCUCAGACCCAGGAAGCUGGUGCUGCGGAACAUUUUUGGCAUGGACCUGCGGAGCGCUCACAAGGAUGACGAGAAGCCCCCGCCUCGUCUGCGCCUGUCCCUCACCAGGUCCAUGAGCACGGACGUGGAGCAGGCGUGCCGACGCCGGGCCAGGAGGAGGAACAGACAGAGAGUGACCAAAGCCUUCCCAAAACACUCUUCCAACAAGCCGAUCCAUGAGCAGAAGAUGAAAAUUGAGCCGGUGGAGAAGGACUGGGGCGGCACCAGUGAGGAGGACAAGCCUGGAUGUGAGAGCACCACUGAGGAGAGAUGUGAAGACAGCUUGUAUGGUCAGUCAGAGUGCAGCUCUCCUCCGUUCUUAGAGGAACAGGACAUGGACACGGAGGUGGAGGAAAAGGCUGCCAGCCCGGACAUGUGGACAGAUGAAGCGGACGGAGGGAUCUUUGAAACCAGUCAGGGACACACAAAUUCACACGACGAAUCGGAGGACAACACCUUGGUGUCUGAGGCCAAACCAGAAGUCAUGGUUUCCCCAAGUGGCAAGUCAGACUGGGUGGAAGAGGAAGGCGUGGAAGCCUUCUCAGAGAGUCCAACCAUGGAGAAAAAGAACGCAACAUCAGUGAUAGUGAGGGUCCAGGGAUGUGGCAAGACGAUGGGCGACGCUGUCUCUGUCUGCUCUGACUCUGAGCCGAAGAAAGACGAAGUGAGAACCGACAAUCAGAGCGUGAUUGUGACGGCGUCGGACCGCCCAAAAGUUCCCUACGAAGCACCACGUCCCGGGAGAGUGAUCGUGACGAACGUGACUGUAAACUGCCUGACGGUGACUUUCAAAGAGGCGAGCUGCAGCGAGGGCUUCUUCAACGGUUGCUGAACCAAGAGAGGGGAACAUGGAGACAGGGAUCAGCAUAACCAUAGUUAGACCUGCCGCUCAUGGUGAAGUAAAUACCGCAAGCAAAUAGUGUCUGUAAGGUCAUUCCACAUGAUUUUAUGAGUUCAGUAAGACAUCUUUGCCUUGGAAUAAAAGUGAGUGGUGAUUUUAUUAUUAUAGUGGCUCAUUUAUUAGGUGUGACAGGAAACAAUGCACUGCAGGCCAGCAGAUUAAGCCGAUCUCGGUGGCAGAGUUCAUUCUUACAGCAGCUUGGUUCACCCUACUGAAGGGAAGGGCGGCCGAAAACAACAGUUUACAGAACAACUCUGAUGCAGCUACCGUUCCAGUUGUCCUCAGUGCUUUCCAGCAGGAUGCAGGUUUUCACCAGAACCUGCUUCCAGUCGACUUUUU
Molecule: messenger RNA, 1762 nt
Organism: Poecilia latipinna (sailfin molly)
Lineage: Eukaryota; Metazoa; Chordata; Actinopteri; Cyprinodontiformes; Poeciliidae
Gene: cbx7a
Product: chromobox homolog 7a
Exons: 6
Coding region: 266-1354 (362 amino acids)
Biological process (GO): negative regulation of transcription by RNA polymerase II
Cellular component (GO): PRC1 complex
Source: RefSeq, a predicted model, not a curated record